Messenger RNA from Carassius auratus (goldfish), 1468 nucleotides. RefSeq lists its product as uncharacterized. Bases 45 to 704 code for a protein of 219 amino acids. The record is from RefSeq and is a predicted model, not a curated record. NCBI's taxonomy places the organism in Eukaryota, Metazoa, Chordata, Actinopteri, Cypriniformes, Cyprinidae. The transcript is spliced from 3 exons.
AGGACAUUCCAUGUCUCUCUGAGAUACCACAAAGCUUCUCACACAUGACAAAUGGCAGGCCUCAUUCAUUUGGUUUGCCAAUGCCUCCUCUCUUCCACACUAGUAUCCCAGGCAAAAGUGAUACCGAGCUUCCUGCACACAUGAUGUUCAGUGAUUCAUCAUCAGUGCCUCUAAUAGAUGUCCAGACUGACACAUCAGAAAAGGAAGUCAGUAACAUGCAGUUUAUUGAACAGAGAAGCAAACCAAACCAGAAUCCUAUUGGUAUUACUGGAUUCCUCAGUCAUCCUAUUGCUGAGAAGAGCCAUGUUCGAGAAAAACCUAAUCACAACACAACAUUUAACGGCCCCUCAUCUUCCAGUAUCCCAACAUUUGUUGCACCUUCUGCAGUGGCCGCCUCAUCAUCACGUUCCGCUCCUGCUCGGCUCCCUCCCCAACCUGCUCCUGUGGAGCCUCGCAGUCUGCAGGAACAUUUAUCCCAGAGUGCCUCGCUCAGCCUGCAGGAACAGCAGGCCACCACACUGCUGAUAGGGUCGCUGUCUCGCUCACUGGAGUCACUUGCAGAGUCGGUGCAGAGAUUGGUUCACACCCAGCAGCAGUUUUCACGUGACACCUUACAGCUGCAGCGUGAAACACUCCACGUCCUGCGUGAUUUCUCCUCCAACGCCUUGACUCUCCUGCAGGACAAGGUCAACGGACAUCCAUAGCUUUAUCAGCAGCUACAUUUGGAAGCAAGUUACAGAAACGGUGAAUACGGAUAGCAAAGAAAAUACAAUAAGCUUGAGGAUAUAGUGACACUAGAGUUUAUGGCAAUCUCUGAAAAUGUUUUAAGAUUUAUAGAGCUGACAGGACUAAACGUUUUCCAUAUUUAUAACAUAAUAACCAAAAUAAGAAGCAUUAGAAUCUAAAAUGGGUUCCUUGUAGAGUUCCUUGUAUGUACCGAUGACUGGGUCUUAUAAACUGUUGGACCAAUUAUGUGCUGUUUUACAGGUAAUUUAAACGAGCAAAAUAAUUGACUGGUAAUUUAAUAUAAUUAAUUAUAUUUGUGGUGCUUUUUAAUAUAUUGCAAAGUGACCAUUAAAUUGGCUGCUUUUAAUUUAUGUUAUAUUAUUAGAUUUUUCUUUAUUUAGCUGUGUUAUUCUGAUGGUUCUCUAUGUUUUACUUUUAAAUCGGUUUCUGGCCUGCUGUAUAUGUUUAUGUUCUUUUAGCCAGGUGCAUUAUCUGUUUUAAGUUGUUUCUCUUAACUUGAAUUUCCAAAGACUUUUUUUCUCCAGAUGUGAUUUUAAAUUCUGAUUGAAGGCACAUUAUCUUAGCUGUAGCUCCUAUGGACCUGUGAAAAAAAGUCUCCUGCUUUAAACCCCAAUGUAAAGGAAGGAAAUAAAAAAUAUACAUUUAAGUAUUAACUAAAAUGAUACAAAUUUUUACUUGCUGCUUUUCUUCGUUCAGAUUAAAGGAAUAAUUUACCCGGAAA